This is a messenger RNA of Cooperia oncophora, 264 nucleotides long. The record is from the annotation of a GenBank genome assembly. Lineage: Eukaryota; Metazoa; Nematoda; Chromadorea; Rhabditida; Trichostrongylidae.
AUGUUUAUACGUUGUCUUUUCGCAGGUCAAAUGGUUCGCCGCGAGGGUCGAUCGCCCUAUAACAAAAUAUAUCAACUGACAGCUGAGAUUCUCGGGCAGAGGGCAUCUCUAUCAGUUACCAGUGUCUGUGGUCAUCUCAUGGAACACGCUUUUGGACCAGAAAUGAAGAACUGGGCGACUGUGCCAAUAGGUACGUUAUUCGAUGCUCCGAUUUAUUCCAUAAUUCCUGAUGGUAUGAAAAAUAUAGCUAGGACGUUAUCGUAA